Messenger RNA from Penicillium pulvis, 1386 nucleotides. It is a transcript of the gene nuf2, whose product is annotated as kinetochore-associated Ndc80 complex subunit NUF2. The transcript has 4 exons. The coding region runs from base 1 to 1386 and encodes 461 amino acids. The record is from RefSeq and is a predicted model, not a curated record. Lineage: Eukaryota; Fungi; Ascomycota; Eurotiomycetes; Eurotiales; Aspergillaceae. Gene Ontology annotation, cellular component: kinetochore; Ndc80 complex. Gene Ontology annotation, biological process: meiotic chromosome segregation; mitotic spindle organization; kinetochore organization. Gene Ontology annotation, molecular function: protein-containing complex binding.
AUGGCGUAUAACCACCGCAUGAGCAUGGCUGGCUCUCAACAGCAACACAAUCGUGGUCGCAAGAAGGAAGACGACAAUGACGCAUUGAUGCGCUUGCCCGACAAAGAAAUUGCAGGAUGCAUCAACGACAUCGGAAUUCCGUUCACCACGGCCGACCUCGCGAAACCGAACCCGCAACAGAUCCAGAUGGUCUUCGAAUGGUUUGCAGAACUGCUCAUGAAUGUGACUCGAGAGACUGUCGAACCUGGAAUGCAUGCGGCCGCAGACGAAAUCUGCGGAGACUACCCAGACAUCGUCCCCAAUGAAACCCGCAACCUCAUGGGAUUCUUCAUUAGCAUCCGAAGGCUGUUGUCGGAAUGUGGUGUUAACGACUUUACUUUUACCGACCUGACCAAGCCAACCCAUGAUCGACUGGUAAAGGUCUUUUCCUACCUUAUCAACUUUGUCCGGUUCCGCGAAUCACAGACUCCGAUAAUUGACGAACAUUUCAACAAAACCGAGAAGACAAAAACGCGCAUCGAUGAGCUGUUUGCCGAAAACCACGAGAUGGAACAACGCCUGGCUGAGAUGCGGCAGGAACAACAGAUCAAUGAGGUACAGGUUCGCGAGAAAGUGGCACGAAACGACGAGCUUAAGGCGCGGCUUUUGGAACUGGGUCGUGAGCAGUCGCGGGUAGCAGAGAACCUUGAUCGUGUCAAGAAUGACCGCGCGCGGAGGCAGCAACAGCUUGAGGAAAAGACAGAGAGGACAGUUCGGAGUCGACAAGAAGCCGAAAAGCUGCGGCCUUACGUUUUGGAAUCUCCGGUCACAUUGCAAUCAUCAUUGACUGAGCUAGCGGAAAACCUCAUGCGCGAGAAAGCCCAGAUUGACGCAAUGGAGAAGCGAGCACGAGCGCUACAGACCUCUUCGGACUCAUUCACAGUUGUUUCAAAUGAUGUCCAAGCAUGCGUCAAGCUACUUGACGAUAUAUCUACCGAGAUACAGAAAGAAGACGAGGAAGAAUCUCGCGCCGCGCGGAAUAAAGAAGCUAUUUCCGACCGAGGUGCCAGUGUACGAGAAGUUGAACAGACAGAGAAGCUCCUGCAGCGCCAACUGGCUCGCUGGAACGAACGAAUUGAACACCUACGCAAGAAUGCUCAAGAAAAAGCAGAGCUUGCACAGGCCAGGAUGGAAGAGCUCCGAAAUGUACAGAGACAACUUCGAGAAGAACGUGCAGAGAAGCAAAGUGACAUGGAGCGGAGACGAAUCCGGAUUGAGCAGACAGAGAAGAAGAUGGUGGAUCUCAAGGAGAAUAUCGAGAGCGAGAUCCAAGCAGCCCACGACCAGUAUCUCAAGUUGGAGUCACAUAUUAAGCUCUAUAUCACAGAGGUGGAAAAAUCCCUGUGA